Messenger RNA from Magallana angulata, 2353 nucleotides. RefSeq names its product G2/mitotic-specific cyclin-B3-like. Gene Ontology annotation, cellular component: cyclin-dependent protein kinase holoenzyme complex; centrosome; cytoplasm. Gene Ontology annotation, molecular function: cyclin-dependent protein serine/threonine kinase regulator activity. The transcript has 10 exons. The record is from RefSeq and is a predicted model, not a curated record. Bases 180 to 1472 code for a protein of 430 amino acids. Gene Ontology annotation, biological process: mitotic cell cycle phase transition; regulation of cyclin-dependent protein serine/threonine kinase activity. Lineage: Eukaryota; Metazoa; Mollusca; Bivalvia; Ostreida; Ostreidae.
ACAAAAUUUAAAAACAACUUCGUGGUCACGCUGAUAGUGUUGUUUAUAUUCUGAGAAUGAGAAUUGGCGUCUAAACAAAAUUGACCACGAAUAAAACCGCGUGGUUGCUGCUUGGUUAUACAUCGCAAUCCAAGUUCUCCGGUAUCUGGUUUUGUGUCGCAGAGGAGAAAAACAACAAAAUGAACUCUAAAAAAUCAAAAGGGACCUCGUUGUUGGACGUAAGGAAAUCUAAAUCAGGAACAAGCUCAUUAGGACAAAUUCACCAGGAUCCAAAGAAACCUGUCCUAAAUGUCCUGAGUAAUUUGAAUGGAAUCAAACGCCAAGGAGAUAGCAUGAUGGACCAGAAACAGAAGAGAAGAGCUGCAUUUGGUGACAUCACAAAUGCUAUCAAUGAAAAUAACACGCUAAAGAAAGAUGCACAGAAAAAAGCCAAGCCACCUGUAGGACUUAAUAUUAAAGUGACCAAAAAGAAGUCAGAAAAGAAAAAGACAGUCAAAACGGAGAACGCUGACCCGGCUUUAGAUGACAUCAUUCAGCUAUCCCAGGAAUCCCUAGUAUCAAGUUCUCAGGACAGUAACAGUUCAUGCAAAAGCAGUUUAACAGAUUUAAGUCAAAUUAGCACUGUGUCAGAAGAUGAAAAAGAAACAGUCCCAGCAACAGUAGAUGAUGUGGACACAGAAAAUCUACAAGACACUGCCCAAUGUGCACUCUACGCACCAUUCAUCUUCAGAUACUACAAAGAAAGAGAGCUGCUGUUUAUGGUUCCCAUGUACAUGGACACUCAGACCACGUUGACCACAAACAUGCGUGCCAUUUUGGUGGACUGGCUGGUGGAGGUGCAGGAGAACUUUGAGUUGAACCACGAGACCCUGUACCUAGCUGUCAAACUAGUCGACACCUACCUCUCAAUCCGACAGGUGCCCAAGGAAAACCUCCAGCUUGUGGGCGCCGCCUCCUUGUUUGUUGCUUGCAAGUUCGAUGAGAGAUGUCCUCCUCUAAUUGAGGAUUUCCUGUACAUUUGUGACGACGCCUACAGGCGGACGGAGUUCCUGGAGAUGGAAAGGACGCUCCUCAAGACGAUAGGAUUUGACAUUGGGAUGCCCUUGUCCUAUCGCUUCCUCAGAAGAUACGCCAAGUGUGCUAGAGCAUCCAUGGAGACACUAACGAUGGCCAGGUAUAUCCUAGAGAUGUCCUUGAUGGAGUAUGAGUUUAUCAAAUACAGGGAAUCAAAAAUGGCUUCCGCAUGUCUUCUGCUGGCAAUGAAAAUGAAAAACGCAGGAGAAUGGAGUUCCACCCUGGAGUACUACACUGGUUACACAGACAAAGACAUCAGUGGUCUUGUCCGGGAACUGAAUGCAAUGAUUGCCUCCCCACCCAAACAGCUAACCACCAUCAGAUCCAAGUAUUCACACAGUGUGUUCUAUGAAGUAGCCAAGGUACCAGCUUUAUCAGAGGAGGCCCUGACAUCUUGAAGCCAUGUUCUCAUUACACUUUGAAGGAUAGAGACAAGUCCUCCUGAAUACCUGCAGAGCUUGAUCUGUGAUAUUCAUGAAAAGCCCAGCAUUCUCUUAACCGGUUGUGUGUUGUGUUUUAAACCUCAGAAGAUCUACAAAGCUCCCCUAAAAUUGAGGAUAUUGUUUCAUGAUAAAUACAGUGAACUUUGUAAUGCAGGUUUUUAAUUGACAGGGAAUGUUUGUACUAAUAACACACGUAGAUAGGUGUUUCCCUUCUUACUAUCCCACUUUAUCUGUUGUACAUAGAAUUAUCUGUUUUUAUGUAGUCAUUUUUAAAACAUUAUUUAUUCAACAAAUUAUUAUUACCAGUACAUCAUAUUUUUUUUUAAAUUCUUAAUGGCAAAAAAUUGGCUAAAUUUAAAUUUUUAUUUACAAGUAUCAACAUUAAAUAAGUUAUCUAGCCUCUUUAUAGAUGAAAUGGGUAAAUAUGAAUCAUGUUAAAUGUGUUUAGUCAGUAGUUGAAUCAUGAAUAUGAUUUGAGCAUGGAGGUGUCGUUUUUACCACAGAAUUAGUCGGUUUACUUGAAUGCGAUAUGGCAGACUUCUGGUAACCAUCAUUAUUUGUUAACAUCUAAAAAAAGGAAGUCAGAAUUUAUAGUCGUAUUAUGAUCAUGUUCCAACAAAUAUAAAAAAUAUAAUAAAUGCAAUAAUUUGUUUUUAAGUAGUCACUUUAUGGUUUACAUUUCCCUUUUUUUAUGUACAUGUAGAUGUUUUCGGAUUAUUUUAUAAUAACUUUUUAUUUAGUUCAUAUUUUUACACAAUACAUGUACUAAAUUUUGCUACCAUCAUUCAGUGUUUUAAGAUAUACACCAAUUGUUUCAAUAAAGAUGUUUCAAACAA